AUGUCUCUCAAGAGCUGGCUCUCCAUUGCCGCCGACUGCCACUUCUCAUUGGUAAACAUCCCAUUCGGCAUCAUCAGUACCCAAGGCAGACCUACACCCCGACCUGCAAUUGCUAUCGGAGAGUAUGCCCUGGACCUUGAUCUCUUCGCGUCUCACAAUGGCUUCUCUGCCCUGUCUUUGAUUCAGCCACAUCAACAUGUCUUUUCCGAUACCACCUUGAAUGCAUUCGCCAGCCUCGGGAGACCAAUGCAUACAGCUGUUAGAAAAUACCUUCAAUCAGUUUUCUUGGAAUCGACNCCCUUCCCAGAUGUCCUAAAGAACAACAAAUCAGUCCAGGAAGCUUGUCUUGUCCCUCUGAAAGACGUUCAGAAUCAUGUGCCUAUGCAAAUAGGAGACUACACCGACUUUUACGCUGGCUUGAAUCAUGCUUUUACUGUAGGCGAGCUUUUCCGUGGAGCAGCAAAUGCUCUGCAGCCCAACUACAAACACCUCCCAGUAGGAUAUCAUGGGAGAGCCUCGAGUAUUGUCGUAUCCGGAACUCCCGUCCGUCGGCCCCUUGGGCAGAUACUAGAGGAUCCUACGGCGGAGGUCAAGAAGCCCAUACUUUCUGCUUGCAGAAAACUUGAUAUGGAGCUCGAGCUCGGCGCCUUUGUAUGCAAGAACAACAACAUGGGUGAGCCGAUCCCUAUAAACGAGGCUGAAGAUUACAUCUUUGGUGUCGUUCUACUCAACGAUUGGUCUGCUCGUGAUAUCCAAGCCUGGGAGUAUGUGCCUCUUGGACCAUUCACUGCAAAGAACUUUGCAUCCUCCAUCAGCCCUUGGGUCGUCUUGAGUGAUGCGCUCGAACCAUAUCGUACUACCGGCCUGGACAGUGACGUGGAGGUUCUAGACUAUCUCAAAGAGAGAAACAAGAAGAACGUGUACGACAUCAAGCUGGAAGUUAUCCUCAAGACUUCUUCGGGUGCCACCACUACAAUUUCUCGCACAUCGGGAAAGAAUCUCUUGUUUUCUUUUAACCAGAUGCUAACUCACCACUCCAUCACUGGCUGUCCUAUGCGUGUUGGAGAUAUGCUCGGGUCUGGCACUAUUUCAGGAAAAGAAGCAUCUGAGCGCGGCAGUCUUCUGGAGCAAAACAGAAACAGCAAAACAGUCAUCAAGCUAGAAGGUGGCGAGCAGCGUGUCUUUCUGGAGGAUGGUGACGAGGUUACUAUCAGCGGAGUCUGCGUGGGAGAAGAUGGUUCGAGAGUUGGCUUUGGAGAUUGCAGGGGCAAGAUUGUUCCCGCAGUCAAGAUCUAG
This is a messenger RNA of Aureobasidium vineae, 1296 nucleotides long. NCBI's taxonomy places the organism in Eukaryota, Fungi, Ascomycota, Dothideomycetes, Dothideales, Saccotheciaceae. The record is from the annotation of a GenBank genome assembly.